Phragmites australis (common reed) is the source of this 2404-nucleotide messenger RNA. RefSeq lists its product as uncharacterized. The record is from RefSeq and is a predicted model, not a curated record. The coding region runs from base 82 to 2121 and encodes 679 amino acids. The transcript has 3 exons. NCBI's taxonomy places the organism in Eukaryota, Viridiplantae, Streptophyta, Magnoliopsida, Poales, Poaceae.
GCCUACAGAUCCGCCCACAAUUCCAUCCGCCGCCGCGAAUCCUCUCCUCCUCGCUCGCCUCCCGAUCCAGAGCGCGCUCCGAUGGGCUGCGGCGGCGACAACGACGGCUUGACCUCCAAGGUCCUGCGUCACAUCCGUGGGUACUACAGGGAAGCGAUCGAGCAGCUGCCGGUGGAGGAAUUCCCCUCUCUCCUCACCUCCGGCGCCUGCUUCGGGCUCCUCGACCCCGUCUCUAACAUCAUCGUCAACACCACAACCGCCGGCAAGGAGGAGAGCACGCCAUGGGCGAGGAAGAAUAGGAGGAAGCGGAAGAGAUCGCAGAAGAUAAUGGAGGAGGAGAUGGACAAGGAGAAGGUUCUGGACCAGCUCGCCCGCGGCAUGGCCAAGCUAUCGCUGGACGGUCUCCUCACCUUCCUUGUCUGCCACUUCAGGUACCUGCACACAUGGGAAGCCCUGCGCUACCUCUGCCUCGCUAAGGCCGACCUCCUCGUCGCCGCACGCCUCAUCGACCUAGAUCGCUGUGUGACGUCGUCGUCCUUCUCCUCCACUGAUCCCAGCUCCACCAGCUUCAAGGUGGCCCUCAAGUGCGCCGCCAUCUCCGCCAAGCACCCCUGCCCUGCCACCCUCGCCGACAUUUGGCUAUCCUUGGCUACGUCUCCUCUUCCGGACCAGCAGCACCAGCUCCUCCAGCUCACCUCGCACCCACGCCUUCAGGAUCUGCUCCUCACGCUCCCUCUGCCCGUGGGGCUCGGCCACCUUCACAAGCCUCGUCAGCUCAAAGCUCUGCGGCAGUACCACAAGAAGCGGAACAGGGACCGCGCGAAGAAGGAGGUGCCUCCUGGGCUGACGGUAUCCCUCAUCCGUCAGCUCCUUGACAUGAUCCACCGCAUCUACCUCAGGGCGAUCGCCGGCCUCCCGAGGGACGCCUUGCGCGUGCGCCACCACCGCGGCCUCCUCAAGGCCGGCCACUGCUUUGGUCCCAUGGAUGACCCUGUCUCCAACAUCCUACUCAAUACCAUCUGGUACGACACUGCGUUCCCGCCUCAACAGGAGUUCCUGGUGGACAUGCUCUGCACCAGGAGCCUCGCCCGCGUCCAAGCCCGCUCAGCAGCUGGCCUUAUCAGCUUCCUCGGCACCCGCUUCCCUGACCUCUCAAGGCAUGACGCCAUCGUGUUCCUGCUCCAGGCAGAUGCCAACCUUGAUAAGGCCAUUUCCAGGGCUCAGCGUGAAGGCCAUGAUGCAUCUGGAUCAUUGGAGGAGGCCUACAGGGUGGCCGCUCUCCAGGCAUGGCAUCCUGACCAAGAAGCACUAGCAGAAUUUGCCCUAUCAACUGUGCCAAUGGUGCCACCCGCAGUGCUGUCGCACCUGAGGACCAGGGACCGCUCACUCUCUGGUGAGGAUGUUGAAGCCAUCUCUGCAUCCUUGGCGGCGGCGCUAGGAUCUCCUUCCUCCUGCGGUCGCCGGUCGAUGCCCCAAGUACCGAAAUUGAGCACCCUGGCUGCCGAUUUGGUCGCACGCCGCCAGGAUAAAUUCGACGAUGACCAGUUCUUCUUUCGAGGCAUUGUUGAGGCUGCACUGCAAUCUGCGGGACCUCAGUAUCAGCUCCAUGUUAUCUGCGGUGUGAAUGCACAGGUAGCCGAGAAUGGGAAGCAUGGUUACUAUGAUAUCAGAGAUGGGCACCCAUACUGUCAUAUCAACUUCUGGGCAAGACCAAGGGGUUCACCUUCUGCAGCAGGAACAGCCCCCAAGCUGUUUUUCGUUGAAUGCAGCAAUGAUGAUGAGGACACUGAGGUGCUCCGUUGCUGUGUCGUAGAUCCGUCAACAGAUGCUGGUCGUUGCUUUCACUGCGAGUAUAAAGGGACCAAAGUUGUGCAUCCAUCUUUUGGAACAUACCGUGGGUGUGAGACGGACUUUGAGGAAAUGGCUUGUGGAGAAGGACUCACCAUCACCAACAGAGAACUUAUCAGUUGUGGGACGAGCAGAACUGAGCUUAUGGGUUGGUUACCGGAGGUUGAUUUGGUCUAUUUCGACCCUCGAUGGGACUUUAAAGCUGCUGAACUUAUUAACAAAGUUGAUGAGAAGAAGGAUGCUGAGCUUAUAUACACCGCAUGCAUCAGGUAGAAUAAUUGCAUGGGACAGGCAGCAUCAUGACAGCAUAUUAUCUCCUUUGAAAGCAUUGACUGGGUAGCAUUGUGUCAGACUGGUGUCCUUCAGUUUAAGUACUUGUGCUAGCUGAUGUUAAAGGUGAUGGUAGAGCCACACAUGAUGGUUUGUUUACUCGUAGUGUUUUGUAAGAAGCUAUGUAUGCUAUAUGCUAUUGUUGAACUCUGCUGUUAGACUUGAAAUGAUAUGCAUUUAUAUAUUAGGAAUGGAACCUAUGGUUAUUCUUAUAUGGUUGAAGUAA